Notolabrus celidotus (New Zealand spotty) is the source of this 815-nucleotide messenger RNA. RefSeq names its product ribosomal protein L10a (gene rpl10a). Gene Ontology annotation, biological process: translation. The record is from RefSeq and is a predicted model, not a curated record. The transcript is spliced from 6 exons. Lineage: Eukaryota; Metazoa; Chordata; Actinopteri; Labriformes; Labridae. Gene Ontology annotation, molecular function: RNA binding; structural constituent of ribosome. Gene Ontology annotation, cellular component: large ribosomal subunit. Bases 118 to 768 code for a protein of 216 amino acids.
CACGUCGCUUGUUGUUUACGUCAACGAGUGACGUCAAAUCGGCCUCCUUUAUUGUGCGUAACUUCCCGUUGUACUUCCUUUUCCAGCGUAGCAAGGAGAGAGGCAGCAGCCGCUAAAAUGAGUAAGGUCUCCAGGGAUACGUUGUACGAAGCCGUGAAGGAGGUUCUGCAGAACUCUCAGGCCAAGCCAAGGAAGUUUACGGAGUCAGUUGAGCUGCAAAUCAGCUUGAAAAACUAUGAUCCCCAGAAGGACAAGCGUUUCUCCGGCACUGUCAGGCUGAAGACUCUGCCCAGGCCAAAGUUCUCCGUGUGCGUUCUGGGAGACCAGCAGCAUUGUGAUGAGGCUAAAGCUGCUGAACUACCACACAUGGACAUUGAGGCUCUCAAGAAGCUCAACAAGAAUAAGAAGAUGGUCAAGAAGCUUGCCAAGAAGUAUGAUGCCUUCCUGGCCUCCGAGUCUCUGAUCAAGCAGAUCCCUCGUAUCCUGGGACCCGGGCUGAACAAGGCUGGCAAGUUCCCCUCCCUGCUCACCCACAACGAGAACAUGAAUACCAAAGUGGAUGAGGUCAAAUCCACCAUCAAAUUCCAGAUGAAGAAGGUGCUCUGUCUGGCUGUAGCAGUAGGACACGUGAAGAUGACAGAGGAUGAGCUUGUGUACAACAUCCACCUGGCAGUCAACUUCUUGGUGUCUCUGCUGAAGAAGAACUGGCAGAACGUGCGUGCCCUCUACAUCAAGAGCACCAUGGGCAAACCCCAACGCCUUUACUAAAAUGUCAGCUUUUCUAUUAAUAAAAAUGUGGAGAUCUCCAAAGUCAA